Molecule: messenger RNA, 4926 nt
Organism: Sycon ciliatum
Lineage: Eukaryota; Metazoa; Porifera; Calcarea; Leucosolenida; Sycettidae
Exons: 2
Coding region: 1-4926 (1641 amino acids)
Biological process (GO): DNA integration
Molecular function (GO): nucleic acid binding; zinc ion binding; RNA-DNA hybrid ribonuclease activity
Source: RefSeq, a predicted model, not a curated record
AUGUCCAGGCGUAUCGAGGCGUUUGUGAAACCCUAUCGUGGUAGUGGCGAUGAUUUCGAGGCCUUCUGGUCUAAGUUUUUAGUAUUAGCGAACCUCCAGCAGUGGAGUUCGAGCACAGACAAGAUGAACAAUUUACCGUUGUUUCUGGAGAACGAGGCCUACCUGGUGUGGGACGAGCUUUCGUCAACCGACAAAGCUGACCCGGAUGCGGUGAAAGCAACUUUGAAAAGUGCAUUCAGUACGACGCCUGCUGCGUCUUUCCAGAAAUUUCGUGCCCGCACGUUGCGGACCGAUGAGAGCGUCGAGGGGUACGCUGCAGACUUGAAGAAACUGCUAGUUGGUGCUGGCCAGAAAGUCGCGAGUGACGGCAAAGACCGUGUAGUCAUCGAGCAGUUCGUUGCUGGUUUGCCCUGGGAGUUUCAACGCCAGUUGCGAAUAAAUUGUUCCAUGGAGUCUGUAUCUGACUGUAUUGAGUAUGUCCGUCGCUUGCGGAGCGCGGAGGGUACAUCUCGUCCGAAAGAGCCGGUUGGCGCUGCGGCUGCUAGCUCCCAACGCAGCCGGAAUGUUUUAUGUUUUCGUUGUAAUCAGGCUGGACAUAUUUCCCGCAAUUGUCCCGCAAACCGGAGUUCUGGCAGCAGCAGAAGUCAUGGCAAUGGUGGUGGGCGGCCAGCUUUGACCUGUUUCUUCUGCGAUGAGACAGGUCACGUGAAGCCAAACUGUCCGGAGUACAAGAAGUGGCGCCAGUCCCGCCAGCAGUCUGACACGUCCUGGCGUGCAAAGGAGUCUGAAGUGCAGGCCGCAGCACCUGAGCGCACGCCUGAUCCAUGCCUCUGUGUGCCUGAUGCGAAUGCAUGCUCUUUGCCGCGUCUCCAUGUGGAUAUUGCUGUGGGAGAACAGUCUGCUCGCCCUAAGGCAGUCGUGGACACCGGCGCCAGCCGCAACCUGGUGAGCCGGCAGCUGGUGGAGGCCCUGAAUGUGGAUGUUCGUCCGUCCGAACUGGCAAUUUCGGCUAUUGACGGCAACAGUGUGCCUAUCCAGGGUGAAGUUUCGCUACAGGUGUCCAGACUCGAUGAUGCUGUUUAUCUGCCAUGCACUACGAGUCGGUUUCUCGUCGUCCCUGAUUUGCAUGCCGUUGGCUCAGAUCUGGUCAUUGGCCUGGAACUGAUUUCCGCACUGGGCGGUGUUGACGUCCAGUAUGAUCAUGGCGUGCUCACUGGUGUGACGUUUGGCACGAAACCGCAGACCAUUGACCCAGUUGCAGCUCCACCCGAGAGGUCGACCCAUGACCAUCCAUAUGGGCAUGUGACAGUUACCAGAGAUGACGAGGGUAAUGUCACCCUAGCAACGGAUGAUGGCCAAGUGUGCUGGGACGCUGCUCGUAAGAGAUGGGAGCUGACCUGGAAAUGGCAAAGUGGGAGCGAGCCUCAGUCGCCCGUUGGCUGUGGCAUAGGCGAGUACUCUCGCUCGAAACUGACUGAUGAGCAGGAGACCCUGUUCCAGCAGGAGGUCCGGACUUGGAUUGACAACGGCUGGCUGCAGCCGUAUGAUGUGGACCAACAUGGCCAGCCCAAGUGUGUGCUGCCUUUCCUUGCUCAAGUCCAGGAGCACAAGUCGUCCACUCCAGUUCGCCCUUGCUUGGACUAUCGCAGGCUGAAUGCCUGCAUCAUCUCACAUCCUGGCUCAGAAGCACCUGCCUGUGGUGAGAAAUUACGGAAGUGGCGGCAGGCUGGACCUGCAUCUGAGUACGUUCUCCUGGACAUUCGCAAGGCCUACUUACAGGUCCAUGUCGCACCAUCAUUGCUGCCAUACCAGGUUGUCCUCGUCGACGGCCAGCGUUACGUGAUGGAACGGAUGGCGUUCGGUCUAUCCAUUGCCCCCAAGUUCCUAGACAUCAUAGUGAAGUGGGUCUUGCGUGACGUGGUCGAUGCCGACAACUACGUGGAUGAUAUCCACGUGCCGCGUGACCGUGCUGCCGAAGUGUCCUCUCAGCUUGCUGCGUUUGGUUUUGAGACCAAGCCUGCAGAGCCAUUGCCUGAUGCCCGUGUUCUGGGCUUGCAGCUCCAUUCUAGCGCCACGGGUGAAGUCUUGUGGACCCGUCGUCAGGGUGUUGAUCUGUCUGUUCCACCCACGACUACGAAGCGGGAACUCUUCAGUUGGUGCGGUCGGGCGCUCAGCCAUUAUCCCGUCUGCUGUUGGCUUCGUCCGGCCUGCAGCUUCUUGAAGCGCCUCGUGUCUGGCCAGUCCGCAUGGGAUAAGCCUGUCUCUCCUGAAGUACAGCGGUUCCUCCAGGAACUGUCCGAUCGCUGUGUGCGAGAGGAUCCUGCUCAUGGUACGUGGCAUUCUUCCUCUACUGGUUCUGGUUUUGUUGUUCAUUGCGAUGCCUCUGAUGUUGCUAUUGGUGUUGUUUUGGAGUGUGAUGGUUCUGUCCUGGAAGAUCGUUCUUGGCUCCGGCAAAAGGACGACCGGCGUCAUAUCAAUCUUGCUGAGUUGAAUGCUGCCUUGAAAGGCCUCGAGCUGGCUAUUGAUUGGAAUGUCUCUUCUGUUGUGCUCAAGACAGACUCUAAGACUGUCUUUGGUUGGCUCCAGGCUGUGUUGCGCAAUACUGAACGGGUGCGAGUUAGUGGUUUGCAACAUGUCUUGGUUCAACGUCGUCUGCAGAUCUUUACAGAUUUGAUUGAGGCAUCCGGUAUUUCGGUCACAGUGGAAUGGGUGCCAAGUUCUGAGAAUCAUGCUGAUGUACUGACUCGUGUUCCGCAGCCGUGGGUUGCUCAUGCUAAGAAGUUGUGUUCUUCUGCUGAUGUCGCUGCUUCUGCCCCCUCUUCUACACUUUCACAUCCAUUGGAGUUUGACGUGUUGAAGUCUGGUCAAGCUACUGAUGAUGCUAUCCAGAGCGUUAUUCGCGAUUUGUCUCGUGACGUCUCUGUUUCUGAUCCGUCGUUCUGCAAGUUUCGUAAGCAGUUGUGUGUUAUUGAUGGUCUAUUGUGUCGCACUUGGCGUGACCCCGUCGACGGUGAGGUACUGGUUCCUGUUGCACCGCAAUCCACCGUUCCCGCUUUGAUUACUGCUGCUCAUGCCAAUACAGGUCAUGGCAAUUGGGAAACUAUGUGGCGUUCUCUGUGUCAGUCUUGUUUCUUUCCAGGUAUGUCUUCGCUAUGCCAGGCCUAUGUGCGUAAUUGUCAGGCCUGCCAGGCUGCCAAUCCCCGCAGUGGUCCACCAGCUCCUGCUGUUCAGAAUGACGUUCCUGUCAAGCCGUGGGACAUUGUCCAGAUCGAUACACUGGAGCUCGGUGUCAACCAGACCGGUCAGUACCAUUGUGUGUUAGUGGUUGUCGAUAUGUUUUCCCGUUGGGUCGAGGUGGUACCCUUGCGGCGUCAUGAUGGUCGCUCUGUUGCAGAGGAAUUUCUGCGUCUCUGUUUGAAGUUUGGUCCGCCGCGUGUGGUGCGUUGCGACAAUGGUCAUGAGUUCCGCAAUGCUAUUGUGUCUUCUUUGUUGGAUGUGUUUGGUGUUUGCGUUCGUACUGGUGCGGUCCGUCACCCUCAGUCACAGGGUGGCGCCGAGAGAUUCAAUCGUACUAUUCUCACUCUUAUUCGCAAGGUGUUGGAUACUGCUGCCGAUUGGCUAGCCGAGCUAGAGAUUCUCCUCUUCUUCUACCGUACUCGUCCGCAUAGUGAAUUGAAGAUUUCUCCCAUGCGUGCUAUGUUUGGCUGGGAGCCUCGUGCUCUAUUUGUGGACGGUAUACCAUCUACUCUUUCGUCCUCUCUUUGGGUUGAUGGUGUGUGUGAUAAGGCUGCUCGGGUUCACGACUAUUUGACGGCGGUUGUUGCAGAGCACGCCCCUGCGCCUGUUGUUGAGUCGCCUUCUUGUCCGUAUGUUGUUGGUGAUCGUGUUCUAUUGCGUAACCCUGAUCGUCGCCAGAAACGUCAGCCCCCGUUCGAUUCUGGUUGGUCAGUUAAACAUGUUAUUGGUCCUGCCAGUGUUGUGAUUUGCCGUGUGCAUCCUGAGUCAGGUCGUCGUCAGGAAAAGGUGGUCAAUGUCGAGCUCUUGAAGCGUGAUGUUGGUUUGGUUGUUCCUGAUGUGCCGUGUGUUCCUCUAGUGCCCCCGCCUGAUGUUGGCGAUGUUCGCGUUGAUGGUCCUCGUGAUGAUGGUGAUGAUGAUGGUUGGGUGCUAAGACAAAUACACAUUGGCAUCAACAAGAGACUGCAACGUAUCUCAUGCAAUGAGGAAGUGUUCAACGAUGCUAAAACGUUAUACGAGGACGCACUGGCCUCAAGUGGCCACCCAAAAACCAUAACAUACACGGAUGAACUGAGCAACAAGAAGAAAAAAGCGAAGAAAGGGCGCAGCCGCGAUGUCGUCCGGUUUAACCCGCCGUACAGUACCACGGUCAAAACCAACGUUGGCACAAAGUUUCUAUACCUUGUCAAGAAACACUUUCCUGAAGGGUCGGCGCUACACAAGGUGUUUAACAAGAACACAACAAAAGUAAGUUACAGCUGUAUGAAGAACGCAGCGUCGAUUAUCAAAGGGCACAAUGCUGGAAAACUUCACUCGCGACCGCCAGUUGUGCCAUCGUGCCCCCUCAACGGUGACUGCCAAUCUUCCGACGUCGUGUACGAGGCGCAUGUAGCAUCCAACGAAGUUAAGACCUACGUCGGCAUGACAGCCACCACAUUCAAGCAGCGCUACAACAAACACACUUCUGACUUCCGCCAUGAAAGGUACGCCGCAUCGACUAAGUUGUCCAAGCACAUCUGGGAUCUGAAAAACGAGAACCGCGGAUUCGACAUCAGAUGGGAGAUCAAGGUGGGAGCACCUUCAUACAGUAACAUCAGCAAGAAAUGUGGACUAUGCCUCACCGAAAAGUUCCACAUCCUGAAAGCUUCAAAAGCUGCCUCCCUAACCAAGAGAAGUGAGCUGGUAUCAUAA